Corythoichthys intestinalis (scribbled pipefish) is the source of this 5565-nucleotide messenger RNA. RefSeq lists its product as uncharacterized. The record is from RefSeq and is a predicted model, not a curated record. The transcript has 9 exons. Lineage: Eukaryota; Metazoa; Chordata; Actinopteri; Syngnathiformes; Syngnathidae. Gene Ontology annotation, molecular function: protein binding. Bases 1403 to 2752 code for a protein of 449 amino acids.
UCCAUUUGGACACAUACCAAAAAAAUGCCUAAUGGCAAAAUCAAUUUUGCCACAUGGCAAAAAAAAUGCCAGAUGGCAAAAUCCAUUUUGCCACAUAGCAAAAUCCAUUUUUCCACAUGACAAAAAAAAUGCCACAUGCCAAAAUCAAUUUUGCCACAUGGCACAAAAAAUGCCACAUGCCAAAAUCCAUUUUGCCAAUUGGCAAAAAAAUGACACAAGCCAAAAUGCAUUUUGACACAUGCCAAAAAAAUGCCACAUGCCAAUAAAAUGCCACAUGCCAAAAUCCAUUUUGCAACAUGGCAAAAGAAAAUGACACAUGCCAAAAUUCAUUUUGCCAGAUGGCAAAAAAUGCCACAUGGCAAAAUGCAAUUUUGCAAUUUGUCAAAAUCCAUUUCACCACAUGGCAAAAAAAAUCACCCAUGCAAAAAUCCAUUUUGCAACAUGGCAUAAAAUGCAACCUAGCAAAAACCAUUUUGCCACAUAGCAAAAUCCAUUUUAAAAAUCCCUCUUGCCAAAAUCCAUUUUGACACAUGGCAAAAUCCAUUUUGCCACAUGGCAAAAUCCAUUUUGCCAGUUAGCAAAAAAAAAAAAAAAAAAAACAUGCCAAGAAAAUGCCACAUGUCAAAAACAAUGCCACAUGCCAAAAUCUAUUUUGACACAUGACAAUAAAUGCCACAUGGCAAAAUCAAUUUUUCCACAUGGCAAAAGAAAAUGCCACAUCCCAAAAUCCAUUUUACGACAUGGGAAAAAUGCCGCACAGCAAAAUCCAUUUUGCCAUAUGGCAAAAAAUGCAACAUACAUGGCAAAAAAAUGCCACAUAGCAAAUCCAUUUUGCCACAUGGCAAAAAAUGUCACAUGGUAAAAUCAAUUUUGCCACAUGGCACAAGAAAAUGACACAAUUUUGCCACAUGGCAAAAUCCAUUUCGCCACAUGGCAAAAAAAAAAAAAGACACAUGCCUAAAACAAUUUUCCCACAUGGCAAAAAAAUGCAACAUAGCAAAAACCAUUUUGCCACAUAGCAAAAUCCAUUUAAAAAAUGCCUCUUGCCGAAAUCCAUUUGCCACGUGGCAAAAUCCAUUUUGACACAUUGCAAAAAGAAUGACACAUGGCAUAAUCCAUUUUGCCACAUGGCAAAAGAAAAGGCCACAUGGUAAAAUCCAUUUUGACACAUGCCAAAAAUCAUAUUGACACAUGGCAAAUAAGUUCCACAUGGCAAAAAAAAAGCCACAUGGCAAAUACCAUUUUUCGUUCUUGGCCCUGCUGUUGAAUGUAGUGUAAGCACUCUUAACAGGCUGAACUGGUUAACUCUCUCUGACUAAUAACUAAAGGGCGGGUACUAUAUUGCGCCUUUACAAGGGAGUGUGUAUGUUGUACGCUUGUAUGUUGGGAAACCGAGGGCUGGAUGAUUCCGCCCACUCUCCACCCACAAUCCUCAUUUCCCGGCACACAGAGCAAGGUAGCGCAGUGUCCAACAGUACACGCUUGGUAUUUCCCUUUCCUGUGGUGUUUUCCUUUUAGUUUUUGUCACACUGCGCAAUUUCAAAGUUGGCAACGUCGAGAGGAGAGAAUGCUUUUAAUUUGGUCCUUUUUCCUCAACGCUCUUAUGCCAUCGAUGCUCCACGGGGAAGCAGUAUGUCCUUGCUCAAAAGCUCGUCUUCCUCCGCCGACGAACCUGUCACAUGAGUGGCUUGAUUCGUUUAGGGUAAAGGUGGUCUGGAUGAAGCCCAGCAAGUUGCCGAAGCACUGUAAAGUAAUGUACAGUGAUGAGAAGGGAGAAAAAACAGAGCAUACAAGCCAUACAAGGAAACUUCUGAAGUCUGAUGCCGGAUCAUCUGGCUUGAACUUUACCGUCCGAACUAUCGGCAGCUGUGAAGAGCAGGGUGAUGCCGCUUCAGUUGUCCUAAAUACGCCUAAGCCUCGAGCCGUGCUGGCAAGAGACUUCAAAUGUGUAUUUCGUGUGGAUAAUAUGAAUUGCUCCUGGAUCCCGAUCCGUCCCUCUGAUAACUUGAAUGUAUCUUUCAGGAUUUGCAGCGAAUCUGAAGAUAAACAGUGCGAGCUGAUUUAUCGGGACGGGAUCCGAAACGGCUGCAUCCUGGGCGCCAAAUUCGUCCGCGAAGACGUCUGCGUACUCUUGAGGAGCGACACUUCCGAUAGCACCUUCAGGCCGCAGCUCUUGUUAGACCCGCCGAAACUCAACGUGACUGUGACAGGCGACAUGUUCAUCCUGAGCUGGACGUCCCCAGAGUUGGGGAAGAAUUGCGGUUUGAAGUACGAGUUGUGCUACUACCGAUGCGGAGGAGAAAAGGAUUGCAACGAAUACAUGAAAAGGGAAACGUCGAUCCCGUAUGAUACAAAGUGCCAUUACGAUUUCCAAGUCCGGGUCAAAGGUCUCGAAUACUGCAAACACCUUGAAAGUGACUUCAGUCCACUUGUGUCUCACGGAAUCGACAAGUCUCCCAAAUUACCACUGGCGGCGGUUGCCGUCGCUACUGCAGUGUUCCUGUCUCUCGUUGUCCUUUUGACCUGCUAUUGCUUCAGGAGGCACAGUGCUGAUCUCUGCCCAAACAUUCCUGAUCCGUCAGGAUUUAUAAAUAACAUGAUGACAGGUGUAACCACAGAAAUUAAGUCAUCCGCAAAUAUUUACACGCCCGUUCCUGAAUGCGUACUACCCUGCAAAAUUAUGGGCGCUCACGAACUCAUCGCCCGUUCUGAGCCGGCGAAGCUAAAGCCGCAAGCGGAGCUCACCUGUUAACUGCCAAGCAGGGCACAGAACGGUGCCGUUUGUCACUGUCCGCAGGACCGCGAGUGGACUUGUUGAUGGAAGGGGGACUUCCAUGGUAGGAGAAACGGUCCCCCCCCCCUCCAAAAAAUAGCUGUUUGAAGAGUUUACAUGUGGUGGACCUGCAGAGUUGUAUUUGAAUUCUGCAUUUUCCUAUAUUGCACUUUGAUGAAUUCACUCUUGAUUAGUUCAACUCAGGAAUGUUUUUGCUGAUAUUUUCACGGCUGUUGUACAUAUUGUUACAAGUCUGCGCUGAGAUACGAAGGCAAGGGCGUAGGUUUGCAUAGGGACGUUAGGGACAAAACACGAGCAACUUUUCAGGACGCUCAAAUUGUCCCCACCAACUUUUAGGCGACCUUAUUUGCAUUAUACACAAUAUCAUGAUUUAAGUUAUAUAGGUCAUUUAGAUUGAUUAUUGAAUUGUUAUUAUUAUUUUUUGUUAAAAAUUUUAACUAUUUUGUCAAAUCAAAUGACCUGAUUUGACCAGGACAUGUCCCCGAAAUGUCCCCAAAUGAACUGAUGUUACCAGGACAUGUGCCCGAAAUGUCCCCAAAUGACCUGAUAUGACCACGACAUGUCCCCAAAAUGUCCCCAAAUAACCUGAUAUGACCAGACCAUGUCCGCCAAAUGGCCUAAUAUGACCAGGACAUGUCCACAAAUGACCAGGACAUGCCCCUGAAACGUCCCCAAAUGACCUGAUAUGACCAGGACAUGUCCCCAAAUGACCUGAUAUGACCAUGACAUGUCCCCAAAUGACCAGGACGUCCCUGAAAUGUCCCCAAAUGACCACGACAUAUCCCUGAAAUGUCCCCAAAUGACCUAACAUGACCAGGACAUGCCCCUGAAACGUCCCCAAAUGACCUGAUAUGACCAGGACAUGUCCCCAAAUGACCUGAUAUGACCAUGACAUGUCCCCAAAUGACCAGGAUGUCCCUGAAAUGUCCCCAAAUGACCACGACAUAUCCCUGAAAUGUCCCCAAAUGACCUAACAUGAUCAGAACAUGUCCCCGAAAUGACCUUAUAUGACCACGACAUGUACCCAAAUGACCAGGACAUGCCCCUGAAAAGUCCCCAAAUUACCUGAUAUGACCAGGACAUGUCCCCAAAUGACCUGAUAUGACCAGGACAUGUCCCCCAAAUGUCCCGAUAUGACCAGGGCAUGUCCCCCAAAUGACCUGACAUGACCAGAACAUCUCCCCCAAAUGACCUGAUAUGAUCACGACAUGUCCCCAAAUGACCAGGACAUGCCCCUGAAAUGUCCCCAAAUGACCUGAUAUGACCACGACAUGUCCCCAAAUGAACUGAUAUGACCAGGACAUGUCGCCCAAAUGUCCCGAUAUGGCCAAGACAUGUCCCCAAAUGACCAGGACAUGUCCGUGAAAUGUCCCCAAACGACCAGGACAUGUCCCCGAAAUGUCCCCAAAUGACCUGAUAUAACCAGAACAUGUCCCCCAAAUGACCUGAUAUGACCACGGCAUGCCCCCAAAUGACCUGAUAUGACCAGGUCAUGUCCCCCAAAUGACCUGAUAUGUCCAGGACAUGUCCCCAAAUGACCUGAUGUGACCAGGACAUGUCCCCCAAAUGUCCUCAAAUGACCUGAUAUGACCAGGACACGUCCUCCAAAUGACCUGAUAUGACCAGGACAUGUCCCCCAAAUGUCCCCAAAUCAACAGGAAGUGACCUGAUAUGACCAGGCCAUGUCCCCCAAAUGACCUGAUAUGUCCAGGACAUGUCCCCAAAUGACCUGAUAUGACCAGGACAUGUCCCCCAAAUGUCCUCAAAUGACCUGAUAUGACCAGGACACGUCCUCCAAAUGACCUGAUAUGACCAGGACAUGUCCCCCAAAUGUCCCCAAAUCAACAGGAAGUGACCUGAUAUGACCAGGACGUGUCCCCGAAAUGUCCCCAAGUCAACAGGAAGUGAUAUAUAUAUAAUAUAUAUAUAUAAUAAUUAUUAUUACAAUUAUAAUUAUAAAUUAAACUUUUGAUCAUUAUAAUUAUUAUUAUGAUUAAAUUGAUUGAAGUGUCCUCCUGUAUGUGUUUUCUACACACACAGAAAUGUUUCUUUAAUAAUUUUUGAAAACAAAGGUUUGAAUUGAACGGUCGAGGCUGAACCAAUACACAUAGAAGUUAGUAAAAGUAAAUACAGAUUUAUUUUGCAUUGAUCAUUAAAAAUGUCCCGACCCCAGCAAAAAGUGUACAUGCAUGUCAUGCCUUAUCGUCCAUACCUAUGUUUAGACCUUGUACAAACGUAAUGUGUUCCGUGAGUCUACUCACCCAAUGGAAGCUGAACUUUCACCGCCAAUGACAUGUUUACUUGACAAUUAUGUUUUUCAAAGGGACGAAAUGACAACACUAGUCAACAGUUGAGGGAUUUUACACUCGACCAGAAAAUGUAUAUUUAAAGUUUGCGCAGGGUAUAUGUUACUAUAGCAGAGCUGUGUGCGUGUGAUAAAUGGGAUACAGUAAAUUAUUUUGUUUGCUAUAAUAAAGACACCAAACAAUAUGACAGGCAUGCUAUGUGCUAUGCAAUACAUAUUGUUAAAGACAUUAUCCAAUCAAAAUGCAUUCAUAAAUCAUGUUAUGAACUUAUUUAUGGAAUGAAACUCUUUCGAUGUUAGAGUUGUCACAACAGCAACAAAGAUGAUCAAAGUCACUGUACUGUUUGAUAUGUCAAUAAAACUUUUUGUAGGUACCACUUUUGCCAUCCUGCACAUCUUGUCCACCAAUAUAUAUGCGGAACAGCCAACGCUCCAAAAUAAACCACAUUAAUUUUAAUAUAUAUAC